Molecule: messenger RNA, 2303 nt
Organism: Mus musculus (house mouse)
Lineage: Eukaryota; Metazoa; Chordata; Mammalia; Rodentia; Muridae
Gene: Ppp2r2d
Product: protein phosphatase 2, regulatory subunit B, delta
Exons: 10
Coding region: 868-1734 (288 amino acids)
Biological process (GO): regulation of chromosome segregation
Cellular component (GO): protein phosphatase type 2A complex; cytoplasm
Molecular function (GO): protein phosphatase regulator activity; enzyme-substrate adaptor activity
Source: RefSeq, a predicted model, not a curated record
CAUCCGGCGGGGCGACGGGCAUUGGGCGCCAUUUUGAAAAGGGGAAAAAAUUCCCUCCCCGGCGGCGGCGACGGUGGCGGCAGCGGCGGCGGCGGUGGCGGCCGGGGCUGAGCGCUCGGAGCGCCUCGGUCGGCCGCGCUCGGCUGGGCGCGUCCCGCCCGCGCCAUGGCAGGAGCUGGAGGCGGCGGCUGCCCGGCGGGCGGCAACGACUUCCAGUGGUGCUUCUCGCAGGUGAAGGGCGCUGUCGACGAGGACGUGGCGGAAGACGUCUGUUCACUCCACCCACACUCCUCACUAGCAGGCGCUCCUCAGAUGUCCUGUCCUGCUUCUUGUUUGCUCCUCCACCCUGUCUCUUCUGGAAGUGUCUGGCUUGACUCAUGACCAUUGAGAACAUCUGGAGGCCUGUGGUCCCAGGGACAAGACCGGAACAGGUCAUCUUGGCCUGUGAAACUGCUCUCCAAAAGUUGCAGAGCCGACAUCAUCUCCACCGUUGAGUUUAACUACUCUGGAGACCUUCUUGCAACAGGAGACAAAGGUGGCAGAGUUGUUAUUUUCCAGCGGGAACAAGAGAAUAAAGGCCGCGCUCACUCUAGGGGAGAGUACAAUGUUUACAGUACCUUUCAGAGUCAUGAGCCAGAGUUUGACUAUUUGAAAAGUCUAGAAAUUGAAGAAAAAAUUAAUAAAAUCAGGUGGUUACCGCAACAGAAUGCUGCUCAUUUUCUACUCUCUACAAAUGAUAAAACUAUUAAAUUAUGGAAAAUAAGUGAACGGGAUAAAAGAGCAGAAGGUUAUAACUUGAAAGAUGAAGAUGGACGACUUCGAGACCCAUUUAGAAUUACGGCACUACGGGUUCCAAUAUUGAAGCCCAUGGACCUUAUGGUAGAAGCAAGUCCACGACGAAUUUUUGCAAAUGCUCAUACAUAUCACAUAAAUUCCAUUUCAGUAAAUAGUGAUCAUGAAACAUAUCUCUCUGCAGAUGAUCUGAGAAUUAACCUAUGGCAUUUAGAAAUCACAGAUAGAAGCUUCAACAUUGUGGACAUCAAGCCAGCUAAUAUGGAGGAGCUGACAGAAGUCAUCACUGCCGCAGAGUUCCACCCACAUCAGUGCAAUGUAUUUGUUUACAGCAGCAGCAAGGGCACCAUCAGGCUGUGUGACAUGCGUUCCUCUGCCCUAUGUGACAGGCAUGCCAAGUUUUUUGAAGAGCCAGAAGAUCCCAGCAGUAGAUCCUUCUUCUCAGAAAUAAUCUCAUCUAUAUCUGAUGUCAAGUUCAGCCACAGUGGUCGAUACAUGAUGACCAGAGACUAUCUGUCGGUGAAGGUCUGGGACCUCAACAUGGAGGGCAGGCCUGUGGAGACCCACCAGGUACAUGAGUACCUGCGAAGCAAGCUCUGCUCCUUGUAUGAGAACGACUGCAUCUUUGACAAGUUCGAGUGCUGCUGGAACGGUUCAGACAGUGCCAUUAUGACGGGGUCCUACAACAACUUCUUUAGAAUGUUUGAUAGAAACACUCGGAGGGAUGUUACACUGGAAGCCUCAAGAGAGAACAGCAAACCCCGAGCCAGCCUGAAGCCCCGGAAAGUAUGUACAGGGGGUAAGAGAAAGAAAGACGAGAUUAGCGUGGACAGUUUGGACUUCAAUAAGAAGAUCCUCCACACAGCCUGGCACCCCAUGGAGAGCAUUAUUGCUGUAGCUGCCACCAAUAACUUGUAUAUAUUCCAGGACAAAAUUAAUUAAGAAAACUGACUGGAGGACCAAGUGUUGUCUUGCAUAUGUACGCCGGUCAAUUAGUUUUCCUGUCAAAAAAGGCAUUGUCCUCUCCAUUGAGAAUAGUGGCGCACUUCUACUUCCCUAAUAGAUACAGGAGAAGAAGGGCUCUCAGCUGGAGUCGGAAGAGAUGAGUGCCGCUGCUGAAGGGAAAACCUGCUCGAAGCUGAAUUGGUGGACUCUGCUCAAUAAAGGCCAUUACUCAAAUGUAUUUAUUUAAGUCUGAGCCUUCCUUUCCAGUUUAUAGACCAAAAAACUAACAUCUGAGAGGAAAAAAAAAAGCUCAUCAAAUCUCUCUCCAGCUCUUCCCUCUGUCUCUGCCAUCCAUCCCUGGGCCUUAUCCUGGACAUGGUGUGGCCACCACCCACGUUCCUCUCUGGCCCUGGAGCCCCAGUGGGCUGCAUCACCCUCCGCUGGUGCAUGGUGCGUGGGUGCCCGAGCAGGCUCAGGCAGCUCUACUCACCCACUGCACUGCCGUCACAUCUUCUGUGGAGCUACUUAAUAAACACAACACACUGUGAAGUGUUUUUAAACCCAAA